Triticum turgidum subsp. durum (durum wheat) is the source of this 2466-nucleotide messenger RNA. The record is from the annotation of a GenBank genome assembly. Lineage: Eukaryota; Viridiplantae; Streptophyta; Magnoliopsida; Poales; Poaceae.
AUGGAGAUCCUGAGCCCGUCGCCGCCGCCCAGCCCGGCGAGGAACCAGUUCGUCUACGGCGGCGCCGGCGCGCUCCUGCGCCGCGACCAGGCCGGCGCCGGCGCGCUGCUCCACGUCGCCGUCGGGAGGUCGCCGGAGAAGACGCUGCCGCUGCUGCGCUGGGCGUUCCGCCGCUUCGCCUGCGCGCGCGUCGCCCUCGUCCACGUCCACCAGCCCUCCCCGGUCAUCCCCACCCUCCUGGGGAAGAUUCCGGCGGCUCAGGCGACGGAGGAGCUGGUGCUGUCGCACCGCAGGUCCGAGAGGGACGAGAGGAACCGGAUCCUCCUCGCCUACCUCGCCUUCUGUCAAAGGGCGCAGGUGCAGGCAACUGUUCUUGUAACAGAGAACGAACAGAUCAACGACGGCAUCGUCGCCUUGGUCAGGGAUCAUGGGGUCACAAAGCUUGUCAUGGGUUCUAUACCGGAUAAUUGCUUCAAGUUAAAGGCAGGCCACAACAAGGAAUAUUUUAUGGCAAAGAACGCUCCAGCAUUUUGUGAAAUUUGGUUUGUAUGGAGAGGAAGACACAUCUGGACCAGAGAAGCAAGCGCAGCGAUUGGCAACAGCAUCUCAAUCUACAACCAAGAUGAUACUAUGAUGACCAGAAAGAGGACUAGGUUCAGCCCAAAUAGCAACGACGCUGAACCCGUGCUUGCUGAAGGCACUGAAUCAGAUAAUGGUCGAGUGAACCAUUAUGGAGCUCUUGGAGCUGAUGCCAGCCGUUUCUACAAUAUGAGAAUAUCAAAUUUACAUGAUGCAGAAUCUGCAUUCAACUCAACCCUCUGGCCUGAUUCCUCCGUACUUGAGGGAGCAUUGCAGUUACAUUCUAAGGUGGCCCUUCUGCUUCAUUUCUAUUUUACUAGUUUUGUACUUGGAGUUGAUCUUACUGUGUUAAAACUUAAAGUUAAUGAUAUCUAUCAGGAAAUGUUGGAUGCAAAUCUCAAGCAAGUCAUGGUUGAAGCUGAGGGAUCUAGGAAGGAAGCUUUUCUUGAGCUUCUCAGGCGCAAAGAAAUAGAGUCAAAAGUGGCCAGUGCUUUUGUCAGGGUAAAAGCUUCUGAGUCUUCUAAAAAACGAGAAAUGAAAAUAAGGGAGGAACUUGAAGGUUUAUUUGUAGCCGCAAGAAAGCAGCAUGAAGAUCUGGCAAGAAGUAAAGAAAAAGCUACAGCUGUGUUGGACUCUUCUAUGAGAAGAUUAGACAUCCUAGAUGCUCGUGCUAAAAACAUGAGCCUUCGGAUGGAUGAAGUUGUGGCGGAGCUCGAGGUGAUUCAAUCUUCCAUAAAUAUUCUCAAGCAGGAAAGAUCAAAGGCUCAUAAGAAAGAAGAUAGACAUACCAACCAUGUCAAAGAAGGGUGCACAUACAGCCAUUCCAAGUUGCCGAACUGCAGUUCAAUUGCUCUUGGUGAUGAUCCAUACACCUAUAGACAAUUGACACUGUUAGAUGUGCAAGCUGCAACAUGUAAAUUCUCAGAGAGCUUCAAAUUACGUCCAAGAGGUCAUGGGUGCAUUUACAAAGGAAAAAAUAUGAACAGGAGUGUGAUGAUUCAUAGGUUGCACUCAGAUAGCAAGAGCUCGAUGCAAUUCCAGCGGAAGGUGUACAUCCUAAACAAAGUGAGGCACCCUCAUCUAGUGACAUUGGUUGGGGUAUGCCCAGAGGCACUCUGUCUUGCCUAUGAAUAUCCGAAAAAUGGGAGCCUUCAUGACCAUCUCUUUGGCGAACUCAACAGUGCCCCACCGUUGCCAUGGAAAAUCCGUGCACGCAUUGUGGCGGAGAUCUCGAGUGCCCUGCUGUUCCUGCAUUCAUGUAAACCACAAGUGAUGGUUCAUGGUGGCCUGAAUCUCGAGAACGUCCUUCUAGAUUCCGACUUCCACUGCAAGAUAGCCGAUUUCGGUACAUUGACAGAGGAAGACUCGAAGGAUCAUCCAGCGUUGGAUUCUAGACUGCUGGCACAUAAGUCUGAUAUCAACUCCUUUGGUACCGUGAUAAUGCAGCUACUAACUGGUAAACAGGCUGGUAGUCCAGGCCUUGCUAGCGAAGUAAGGCGCGCUCUGUCCUGCGGAAAGCUGUCGUCGAUCUUGGAUCCAAUGGCUGGGGAGUGGCCAAUGGAGGCGGCCCGGCGGCUGGCGGAAUUUGGGCUCGAGUGCAUUGGAGAUAGACCGGAGCUGACUCCGGACACGGUACGAGAACUGGAGCAGCUGCAUCUGAUCAGGGGGCGGCAAGUACCGUCCUUCUUCCUGUGCCCAAUUCUCAAGCAAACCAUGGAUGAUCCUCAGGUGGCCGCGGACGGGGUGACGUACGAGGGGCGCGCUAUUCGUGAGUGGAUCGAGGAUGGCCGGGCCGUGGCCGACCUGAAGCUGAAGCACCUCGACCUCACCCCCAACCACGCCCUCCGGUUCGCCAUUCAGGACUGGCUCUCUCAGCCUCAAUGGUGA